Molecule: messenger RNA, 2024 nt
Organism: Fundulus heteroclitus (mummichog)
Lineage: Eukaryota; Metazoa; Chordata; Actinopteri; Cyprinodontiformes; Fundulidae
Exons: 8
Coding region: 132-1970 (612 amino acids)
Biological process (GO): telomere capping; regulation of telomere maintenance via telomere lengthening
Cellular component (GO): shelterin complex
Molecular function (GO): telomeric repeat DNA binding
Source: RefSeq, a predicted model, not a curated record
AGCCAGAUUCAAACCGACGUGGAGGAGGUUGAGCAUGUUCCUACAUGCCCGGCUGCAGGGGGGGGGGGCUGGCCCGCAGAGAGCCGCAGAGAGCCGCAGAGAGCCGCUGAUGCACGGAGGAGAACUGCAGCAUGAGUCCACCAAGCUCCGCUUUGGCUCACAGAAUCAUGGAUGGACGACAAGCAGUGGAGGUCUCCAGCUGGCCCAACGUGGACCUUCAGCCUCUGAGCCUUGAGGAGUCGUGGAGGCUGGGCGUCUUGUCUGCUCAGAUGUUCUCCAUCGUGAAGAACAGGGACCUGAAGAACUUUGAGAGAGUGGUGGAGUUCCUGGAGAGCACACACAGACUUCUACCCAGACUGGUGCCUGCUAUUAAACACAUGAAGGUCCUGUUUGGCCUGAAGACCAUGGUAAUCAUGUGGAUGCUAAAGGAAGGCAGAGGAAUGGUCAACAUCGUGUCCAAAAUCGUCCAGUUCUUCCCAAACAAGCUGCCUCAGUAUGAAGAUCAGUGCAGCCCGCGUGAAAUGUUCCUCAUGAGGAAGAACCAUACAGACUUUAAAAGUCUGGCACAGACCCUCACAAUGAACAAGGAGAGACUUGAAGAUUAUAUUAAGAAUGAAAUGGAGGAGCAGUAUGGGGAACGUUACGCCCAGAAGGUUGAAGACAGACUGCUGGACUACCUGCAUAAGCUGGAGAAGGUUUCUCCUGGAGGUCCUGACAUCCUUCAGAAACCAGGUGCUGAGACUGAAGAGGACCGCUUGGUUCUGGAAGGAAGCUCAGAUUCACCAGCUGUGAGGAAACUGCUGCGCUGUGACUCCACCCAGACCCGUCUGCUGCCAGGAGGAGCUCCUCUGGCUGCUGGAGGAGAUGCUGGAGAACAUCAGCGCCCAGAGGAGAACGUGGAGAACGUGGAGAACGUGGAGCAGAGGGGAGACGGCUGCCUUCACUUCUGCUCCAAGCAUCAGCGCUGGGUGAAGAACAUCCUGAGAGGUUGUCCUGAUGAUUGCUCAGAGGAGCUGCUGCCCUCCUCUUCCUCCUGCCCCUCCUCUUCCUCACAGGACCUCACGCCUUCUGGCCUCGCCCCCUGCCCCGCCCCCCCGCCGCCGUCAGACUCCUCCGCCCGUCCCCGCCCGUCAGGAGCAGCGAACGCUGGAGACGACCCGAGGCCGGGACCCGACGCUGCCGCGGUGCCAGGAGGUCCGGUGCCGACCGUCGGCCCGGUACCGACCGUCCGAUUGGUACCGACCGUCGGGCUGGUGGACAUCGCCUCCUUCUGCAGGAGCCGCCUCACAUUGUCAGCUGAUCACUUCUCCGUGGUUCUGCUGGAAGGAGCACCGUGUGGUUCUGGUUCUUCUUCAGGGGACCAGAACCUUCCAGAGAGUCGGCCCGGCCCACAAACGGCUCCUGCACGAUCCCGCCUGGUUCCGGGUCGACAAACGGGUUCCAGACCCUCCAGGCGGUCCAGAAGGAGCGCUUCAUCAGAACCGUCUGUGCAGUACCCGGGUCCGUUUGCACCGUCAUGUAGGUGGGGCUGCGCGUCGGUACCGCCUACCCAGCAUGCAUCAGUCUCCCCAGCAACGGACCCGUCUCAGCCAGGCGUCCAACAGAACUCCACCCGGCCUCCCCCUAGAACCCGAAGCAGCAGAACCCGUCAGUCAGAACCGGCCCCAGGUUGGCCCUGCCUUCAGGGACGCCAGCCGGACCUUCUGCAGCCGUUGGUGGUUCUGAGCAGGCUGAGCGCCGAGGAGUGCCUGCGGGCGACGGGAGGCAGGGCCGGGCGUGGGGGGGGCGACGAUGAGGAGAGGAGGAAGAAGACGCUGCAGGAUGCAGACAGCUCCUUCGACGUGAACGCUCUGUACUCCAGCGCCUCGUCUGGCAGCGAGCCGGAGGACCGGGCCGGCUCCGACCCGGAUUACAGACCCCGGGUCAGCAGGAGACGACGCGGCCAGACGUUUAAUCUGGAGAUAAUCUGAGGCUGAGGAGGAAAGGCAGAUAAUCUGAGACCGAGGAAAGGCAGAUAAUCUGAG